AUGGCUGAUAAAAUGAAGAAGAAAGAUCUCGAUAAUAUAUUAAAAAAUGGUUUUUCUUGGAAAACAAUAGCAGGAUACCACAUACCAUUUAUAGUGCGUUUAGUUAAUGGUAAACGUUUGAAAUUUGUAGCUACUCAGAUGGCUGAAUAUGAACUACUUAAAAAAUAUUUACAUAAUAUACAUUCUUCUAUUUAUACUUCAUGCACAUCAGUGAUAGCUUAUGUGAUCACUAAUUCGGAGGCGAAGAUAUUAAAUUACAUAAACGAAACACAUUAUGGAAAUGGGAAAAAUUUCCAAUUCUUGGCAGGAAUAGAUUAUAUUGUCCGUUUAAAAGAUAUUCAUAACUUUUAUUUAUUCAUAGACACGUGUUAUAAAAAAUUACUGAUUGACAAUACUUCAGGUUACAAUGACAAAUGCGGUUUUGUACGUAUUGACUUUGACCCUUACUCCUGUGUACCAUAUUGUACUCAAAAUGGCCAAAAAUAUUUGCCUUUAUUCUACUUUGAAGGAGAUACAGAAAAUCUUAUACAACAAGCUGUAAAAUUAGAAAAUUGGAAUUUGGCCUAUCUCAAGUUCUGUUGCAAAAUCUAUGGUAUUAAAGAUGAGUGUUUUGCUGGUGACUCUUGCUUAGUGGUCAGCCUUGAUGAUAUCAAAAAUUUGUAUCCACCAGAAACACAUUUUGAGGAUUUUUGGCCAGCUAAAUUGUCUAAAGUACGUCUCUCUAGAGCUCUCUCUUUCCAGACCAAUUCACCAGGUUCCUGGUUCAAAGUAGUCCCUAAAAUAGUACCUGAUCAAAAUACUAUUCAUCACACUUUAACAACACCAGUACCAAUCAUUCCACACCGUACGCAUGUGAUGGAGGACCAAAAGGUAUGUCAACAACAACAGAAGCAGCAACAACAACAACAAAUAAUAACUACUCCGCAAAUUCAAGCACAAGAAAAUAAUUCAAAUAAUACUCCAUACAAGAUCCAAAUGGCAGCACUCGAAGGGAAAACUAUCCACUGCAUAAAUGCCAAACCUUGUAUAUAUUCGGAUUGGAUGGUGACCUUAAAGGACGUUGUUUGGAUGGUGUUGCCUUCGUGCAAUGUUGCAAAAUGCGCUCACGUCCUGCACACUUACUUAAAAACGACAAUAUUAUUUGGGAAUUCUGAACAGUUGACCGUGUUGAGAGAGAAUGGACUCAUUCGGUCAAUGAACCCCGGAGAUACACCGAUGGCCAUGUUGAAAGACAUCAUGCUAGUGUUACCACGGUUAAAAACAUUUGUGUUAAUGCAAGAUAAAGAAUUAUAAACCAAUACCAAUCUGCAAGCGGACCUUCCAAAUGACAUAUCAGCUAUGAAUUGGCCGGGCACAGGGGAAACCGGCCGAAUGUCCGAAGCCAUAUCAACUUGUAAAAUAAUUAAUUAAUAAGUUGUUUAUAUUUAACUUUUGUACUGACCAAAAAACAAAAUGGGACAUAUUAAAUAAAUUAAUAUUGUUUUAUUUUGUGUUUAAAAAGAAGUAGAAAUCUUCUGAUGUCUUAUUACUCACAUAUAAUAUAAAAAAGUUUAGC
Messenger RNA from Metopolophium dirhodum (rose-grain aphid), 1555 nucleotides. RefSeq lists its product as uncharacterized. NCBI's taxonomy places the organism in Eukaryota, Metazoa, Arthropoda, Insecta, Hemiptera, Aphididae. The record is from RefSeq and is a predicted model, not a curated record. Bases 1 to 1293 code for a protein of 430 amino acids. The transcript is spliced from 5 exons.